AGUUUGCGAGUCGGAGUCAGAAAUUAUUCAAAAUUCAAGAUGGCCAUGUGUCACGAUGGUGUCUUGAAUUGUAAUAGUUAACUUUAUUUGUUUUGUGUGAGAAAAGUGCUUUGCCAUGAUGGCUGACUUAAGUGUUGAUAUAUUAAAGUUGCCGGAGGAAGUAAGGGACAAGUUAGCAGAACUAGACUUGGAGUUAUCCGAAGGUGACAUCACACAAAAGGGCUAUGAGAAGAAACGGACGCGCCUCCUUGCUCCAUACAUUCCACAGCAGCAGCCACAAGUGAGGUCGGCCGCGGCGCUGCGUUCGCCGCCUGGAAGGACCAACAGGCGGCUUACGCGGAACGAGAGCCGCUACCAUUCGGAAGUGAGACAGGAGGCGGUUCAACAAGCUCUGGCUGAGAUGCAGAACAGACCGAAGCCCUCACUGCCGAUGCCUUCGAAGAGGACCUCCAUGAUGGCCAAGAGCCCUGACAGGGAGAGACAUGACCUCUCCUCAUCAUCUGACGAAGACUCAUGCGCCGGCGAUACGGAGCUCCCCCCGCCGCCGGAGCUGGGGUCCCCACCAGCUCGCCGCCCCGCCGCCCCUCACCCCCGCGCACAUCCUCAUCCAUUACCGCAACAGCCCCAUCACCUCCGCGAGAAGAAGCACGCGCCCCGGGAACGCACCGAGAUGCGCGAACGCUCUGAACUGCGAGAACGUACUGAGAUUGAUUUAUCCGACAUUACCCACCUGCCUGCUUACAUCCAGCCUGAUGUGACUCAUGCUUCAUCAGGCGCGCGCCGCGGUGGAGCCCUGGUUGCUGACAGGGUGCAGUGCUACGCGCAACCAGAGGACACCGGGACCGGCACCGGCCGAUGGAAGGUAAGCGUGUCAGCGAAGAUACAGCAACUUCUUAACACACUGAAGCGUCCAAAACGCCGGCCUCUGCCAGAAUUUUACGAAGACGACGAUAUUGAACUCGAGCUGGCUGCCAACCCUAAGGAUCCCAACGCUCCGAAGCCGGAAGGCGGGACCAUGACACCAGCCGUAGGAGAACAACUUGUUGUCCCUUCAGGGCUGCCUCGCAACCUUGAAGCGGCACUACAGAGAUACGGAACAGCCUCGUUUAAAGCCAACGUGGCAACGGUGUUGGACCCCAACGGCAAACUUAGCAAUUCGCUCAAUUAUGGUAAACUGCUCAGUCGAUCGCUCAAAAUAGCUCACGCUUUACUGAACAAGACGUUCACCUCGAAGACUAGCAGUGGUGGACCUCUGACUGGGGACAACUCGAUAAAGCCGGGGGAUCGCGUGGCGCUGGUUUACCCGAACAACGAUCCCAUCAACUUCAUGUGCGCCUUCUAUGGGUGCCUGCAGGCGGGUAUUGUGCCCGUCCCGAUCGAGGUGCCGCUGACGCGCCGCGACGCCGGCUUGCAGCAAGUUGGCUUCCUUCUCGGCUCCUGCGGCAUUCAGUACGCGCUCACUUCCGAUAAUUGCUUAAAAGGAUUGCCAAAGACGUCGUCAGGGGACGUAGUAUCAUUCCGCGGUUGGCCGUCCCUACAAUGGGUGUCGACUGAGAAGCUACCCCGCCCCCCGCGGGACUGGAUCCCCCCGCCGAGACCUGCGGAGGAUAGCCCUGCUCACAUCGAGCAUACAUCAGCGGCUGAUGGAUCCGCUAUGGGCGUUAUAGUCACCAGGGCUUCAAUGCUGGCCCACAGUCGCAUGCUCUCAGUGGCUUGCAACUACACAGAGGGUGAGCACAUGGUGUGCGUUUUGGACUUCAAGCGAGAGACUGGGCUGUGGCACGCGGUACUAGCGAGCGUGCUCAACGGCAUGCACGUUAUAUUCAUACCGUACGCGCUGAUGAAGGUCAGCCCCGCCUCCUGGAUGCACAUGAUCACCAAGUACCGUGCAUCGGUCGCUAUAGUGAAGUCCCGCGACUUGCACUGGGGUCUGUUGGCUACCCGUGACCACAAGGAGAUCUCACUCAGUUCACUGCGUAUGCUGUUAGUCGCUGAUGGAGCUAACCCGUGGUCGCUGUCUUCUUGCGACCAGUUCUUGUCAGUUUUCCAGAGCAAAGGCGUGCGAGGCGAUGCCAUCUGCCCUUGUGCAUGCAGCAGCGAGUCCUUGACUGUUUGCGUUCGUCGCGCGGGCCGCGGCGGUGCCUCCGCCGGUCGAGGCGUACUCUCCAUGUCUGGCCUAUCCUACGGUGUUGUUCGCGUCGACGCCGAGAACUCUCUCACAUCGCUCACCCUGCAAGACUGCGGACAAGUCAUGCCCUCAUGCGUAAUAGUAGUUGUGAAAAUGGAGGGUCCCGCAUAUCUUUGCAAGACAGAUGAAGUGGGCGAAAUUUGCGUAUUGUCCGGGGCAACCGGCUCAGGUUACUGGGGUCUUCCCGGGCUCACUAAUACCGUGUUCCGUGUGCGACCUCUCGAUGCUGAUGGAGAACCGAUUGGAGAAGAACAUUACGUGAGAAGCGGCCUGCUGGGAUUCUUGGGGCCUGGCGGUCUAGUCUUCGUGUGUGGAUCCCGCGAUGGACUAAUGACGGUGACCGGCCGUAAACACAACAUGGAUGACAUUAUCGCCACCGUGCUGGCCGUGGAACCCAUGAAGUUCAUCUACAGAGGCCGUAUAGCAGUGUUCUCGGUCAGGGUGUUGCGUGACGAGAGGAUCUGCAUUGUGGCUGAACAACGACCCGAUUGCGGAGAAGAAGAGUCAUUCCAAUGGAUGUCCCGGGUUCUGCAAGCCGUGGACUCUAUCCAUCAAGUCGGCAUCUACUGCUUGGCUCUCGUUCAACCGAACUAUUUGCCCAAGACUCCUCUCGGUGGCAUUCACUUGAGCGAAUGCAAGCGCCGCUUCUUGGAAGGCACACUGCACCCGGCCAAUGUGCUCAUGUGCCCACAUACUUGCGUCACCAAUCUGCCUAAGCCGAGGGAAAUACAUUCUGAUGUGGGCCCUGCUUCUGUGAUAGUGGGCAACUUGGUGCAAGGCAACCGGCUUGCAUCUGCUCAGGGCCGCGACAUGGGAUAUACCGAUGAUUCCGAUGCUGCUAGAAAGUAUCAGUUCAUAUCUCAAAUAUUGCGUUGGCGUGCAUUGAGCACUUCAGACCAUGUGAUAUUCACGUUGCUCAACUCGAAGGGAGCUGUAUCAAAGAUACUGACAUGCGCGGAACUGCAUAAGAAAGCUGAGCGCAUCGGCAAUCUGUUGCUGGAGAAGGGACGCGUGAACACGGGCGACCACGUGGCACUCAUAUUCCCACCGGGACUUGAUCUCAUUUGCGCCUUCUACGGGUGUCUGUACGUGGGCGCGGUCCCGGUCACCAUCCGCCCGCCUCACCCGCAGAACCUGCACACCACGCUGCCCACCGUCAGGAUGAUCGUCGACGUCAGCAAGGCCACUCUCGUCCUCUCCAACCAAUCUGUGAUAAAACUGCUGCGCUCUAAAGAAGCCAGCAAUGUUCUCGAUAGCAAGGCCUGGCCGCUCACUCUAGACACGGAUGACAUGCCCAAGAAGAAGCUCCCCAUACUGUACCGCGCCCCCACCGCGGAAAUGCUCGCGUACUUGGACUUCAGCGUUUCCACUACGGGAAUGUUAGCUGGUAUCAAAAUGUCCCACGCGGCCGUGACUUCUCUGUGCCGUUCAAUGAAAAUCGCGUGCGAACUGUACCCAUCUCGCCACAUCGCUCUUUGCCUCGACCCAUACUGUGGCCUUGGAUUUGCUCUAUGGUGCCUCAGCAGCAUCUACUCCGGACAUCACUCUAUACUCAUUCCUCCCUCCGAAGUCGAGAUUAAUCCCGCUCUGUGGCUAAGUGCUGUCUCCCAGUACAAAGUACGAGACACAUUCUGCUCGUAUGGCGUCAUGGAACUAUGCACCAAAGGAUUGGGCAGCUCAGUCAAUACGCUCAAAGCCAAAGGUAUCAGCCUGGCGUGCGUCAGGACAUGUGUAGUCGUUGCCGAGGAGCGUCCGCGCAUUAACUUGACCAAUUCGUUCUCGAAACUAUUCUCUGCUCUCGGCCUCAGUCCGCGCGCUGUAUCUACAUCGUUCGGCUGCCGCGUUAACAUAGCCAUUUGCCUUCAAGGCGCAUCUAGUCCUGAACCAUCUACUGUGUACGUUGAUCUACGUGCACUCAGAAAUGACCGUGUUUCUCUCGUCGAACGAGGCAGCCCUCAUUCACUGUGCCUCAUGGAGUCUGGCAAACUAUUGCCUGGAGUUAAAGUAAUCACGGCCAACCCGGAGACUAAAGGCCAAUGCGGUGACUCUCAUCUGGGAGAAAUAUGGGUACAGUCACCGCACAAUGCGAGUGGAUACUUCACAAUAUACGGUGACGAAAGCGACUACGCCGAUCACUUCAGCGCUCAGCUGGUGACGGGUAAUACGGGCGAAGUGUACGCGCGUACUGGCUACUUGGGCUUCUUGCGUCGCACGGAGAUCAGUGCGACUAGCCACGUGUCGGACGACACGUCGAUGGUGACGCGCGACAGUGACACGGAGUCGCUCGCAUCGGCGUGCGGCAGUCUGAACAUAAGCGCCGACACGCACGACACGCACGACGCAGUGUUCGUAGUGGGCGCGCUCGACGAGACCAUCAUGCUGCGCGGCAUGAGAUAUCAUCCCAUUGAUAUCGAGAACUCCGUUAUGAGGUGCCACAAGAAGAUCGCUGAAUGCGCCGUGUUCACAUGGACGAACCUGCUGGUGGUGGUAGUGGAGCUGGACGGCAACGACAGCGAGGCUCUCAACCUCGUGCCUCUCGUCACCAACACCGUGCUCGAGGAACAUCACCUGAUAGUAGGCGUCGUCGUAGUCGUCGACCCCGGCGUCGUGCCCAUCAACUCGCGAGGAGAGAAGCAGCGCAUGCACCUGCGAGACGGAUUCCUGUCCGACCAGAUCGACGCCAUCUACAUAGCGUACAAUAUGUAGGCCGCGAGACGAGGCCGGCCUGCCAGCCGGUCCAAGCUAGCGCGCUCCUCGAGCCAGCGCUAAGCUUAUUCACAUACAAAUCCCGGUUUUUACUUACAACUGCAUCACAUAAGCGCGAGUUUACGUAUGACCGUUACUUUAAUUGAAUACGCUAGUGUUAAUCUGAACGUGAAUCUUACGUGGUGGCACUUUUUUUGACACCGAUGUAAUAUUUUUUGCUGACUUAGUAGAACUAUAGUACCGUAACGGUUUUGUUUUCUAAACGCUGUGUGAUGGUUAUCGUUAACCUGCGCUAACUCGCGUUUCAUGUGAACUUAGCCACGAGUCAGUGAACCCAACUUCGACUUUAGUUUGUCUCCCUUCGUGUUUAUGUAAUAACGGAAGAUCUAAAGACUGCAACCGCGAAUUAUUUGUAAGUUGUUGCGACUUGACAUGACGAUCCGAAGUCGCAGCUAGACUGAUGUAAGUCUGAACUUAGAUUGUUUUGCCUGUGUCCCUUGUCCUCAUCACGUAACUGACUCUAAUUUGACAUAAUACAAUGAUUGCAGCAAACGGUCGUUUUGUUCGUUCGACCGAUGCGACUUGUCGGUCGCGGGCUUAUGCACGUGUUUUGAUUCUACAAAACUUUCGCGUUUAGAGUAGUUAUCGUAAGGCCUGGCCUAAGUUUAUAACUUGACUUUAAAUAUUUCACAAAUUUACGAGUUUACAAAAGUUUUUGGAUAGUUUACAAACUUUUAUUUAGUUGUAGACAUGCAAGUCCCGCAAUCUGCCGGAAAUGUUGGGCGUCACUAGUCUAGAGUACAACAUCGCGUAGCAGCGCCACCCGAACGGUGCAUGAAAACUGCAACUCAUAGUGCAUACAUAAAGCUUCAACAACUAUCCGCGUGAUGACUCUCAACUACAAUUAAUGAAUUAAAAUAUUAUUAAUGAAUUGCAAUAUUAGAUAAUAAUAAUUAUAAUGAAUCCUAAAAUUGACAUUAUUUAUGUAAUUUCGAUAAGUCGUACAUAGACUUUGUUAUCGUUGUGUAUUUCGAUCUAAAGCAGGCCUUUGAAAGGGUAGUUAAGUUAGAUAAAUAGUAUCCUGUUUUGCCAUAUUUUAGUAAGGAAUCUAAAAGAAUUUCGAAUAGAUAACAUACAGACUGUAGCAGUGUGCACACAUCGUAAAACGAAGAAGCAAAGUGGCCCUCGAAGGCCACUUCUUGGUUGAUAUCUCAAUUUCUCAUGUACCAUUAAAAUUUAAUAUUAUUGAAAGUGAUUGUACUCGUCGCACAAACAAAUUGAAUUAAUGUUUCUAUAAUCUUUAUAGCAACACAAACUGCAACAUAACUGUGUGCUACAAACCUGUCAGGCAUUUCUGACAAAACUGUGGCCACUUCAAUAAUGACUGCUUAUCAAAAAUGUAUGAGUUUCGGCAUUGUGAAAGCCGUGGUAAUGGAAGUCUUGUAGAAUCAAAAAGCGGCCCAAGUUCAUCUAGUUGGAUUUUAGACUUGUUAGUAGGAAAUAAUAAACGACAGACGAUACGUUCGUGACUUUUCCGAAACACAAUUAUAUUGUUGUGUUUAUUGUGAAUCAGAUGAUUUCUAAUGCUAGUGUGUAUGUUAAAUUAUGUAUUACGAUAAUAUACUUAGUAUUAGCGAUUAUUGCAAGUAAAAUGUAUUGCAUUUAAAGUGUUAACGUUAGAUUUUCAGUUAUUUUGAUCGUUGACUAUAAUUUGGCGCUAAAUGUUCUCGCUGGCGAUUUUGAUCUGUUGAAGUGGUUUUUUUACAUUUCUAAAACGUUGAAACAAUAUUUGUGUUUUACUUAAAAUCUCCUAGAAGUUAGGACAUUUAAGUUAUUCGUAAUAGUUUUCUGUAUUCAAUUAUACGAUUAAUCAUAGAAAUAGCCGUGAUUUUUGCUAGUAUCAAUGUACGUUUUACUAAGACCUGUGUUGUAGGACGAUACUCACGCGUGUGGAUCUCGCUUUGACUCGAUUCAAUUAAUCAGAUCCGUAAGUAAGUGUGGAUUUCAAUGCCCUCUCGUAUGUACGCUUGAGCAACGUUUUAUAAUACUGAAGUAAAUGUCAAACCAAUACGGAAGUUUUUGAAAUCUUGUUGUCUAUUGGAAUUUUUCAGAUAUUUCAAUCAAUAUGGAUGUCUAGCAAGCUUGUCACAUAGGACAGUAAUUUCGUUGUUCAUUCUUCGUAUAUUCUCAGUGUAAAGCAAAUAUAAUGCUUACUCAACACAUCUGUUUCGUGUCUAUUCAAUGUUAGAUCUCAAUGAAUAAGAAAUAGUAAUAAUUAAUAAUACAUUCUAUGUACGAUAUCAAAGGCGUGUUGUUAAACCUUUCAACAGAUUUCAUGAAAAAUUAUUAUCUAUUAUAUUCCAUUCCAAUAUGCGUUCAGAACGAUUAUUACAUAAAAUAAUAAAAAAGUAUGUUCGUCUUUAUUAGAUUCCAUUAUUUACUAUUAUUAUUUUGUAAUUAUUUAUUGCUAAAUUGUACAUAUAUUUUUGUUAUUUAAUUUUACGUUAAAUGAUUUCCUUAUUUAGCUUAUAAAUGUUAUUUUAUGAGGCAUUGAAGAUUUCAUUCAUAUAAUUAAUUGAUUAGGAAUCAAAAAUUGUUUCGAUCAAUGAAUUCAUGUACGUAUAGAAAAUAGUUCAGAAUAUUCCUUUAGUUACAUUUAUGAAGUUAUAAUUUACGAUUUAAAAAAAUGUAGUCAUUAAAUAAAUAAGUAUACAAGUAGAUUAAACUCAGUUUUAUGAACAAACGUUUGUUAAUUAUAAUCCUUGAUUGUGUAAGCAUGUUUGUGAGUCUGGUAGUAGUCUCGUAAGCACUGACGCCCGCGGGCGGCACACUAACCGCACACGCAUUGUCCCCAUUGUAUACUUACCAUUUAACAUUUUUGUAAAACUUUUAUUGCGCACAAAAAUUCGAAACUGAUUUUUGGUAACUUUAUAACCCGUUUUUUUCUACUAUUCCUUCGAAUUUUUGUACCACAGUCGCCAAAGACAUUAUUUGGAACUUUAUGACAGCUUUUACAAUUUGUGAUUGUUUUUUUUUUCUGGAAAUGAAUAAAUAAACGUGCAUUCUG
Helicoverpa zea (corn earworm) is the source of this 7961-nucleotide messenger RNA. It is a transcript of the gene DIP2, whose product is annotated as disco-interacting protein 2. NCBI's taxonomy places the organism in Eukaryota, Metazoa, Arthropoda, Insecta, Lepidoptera, Noctuidae. The record is from RefSeq and is a predicted model, not a curated record. The transcript has 18 exons. The coding region runs from base 116 to 4894 and encodes 1592 amino acids.